Molecule: messenger RNA, 1977 nt
Organism: Hyposmocoma kahamanoa
Lineage: Eukaryota; Metazoa; Arthropoda; Insecta; Lepidoptera; Cosmopterigidae
Product: piggyBac transposable element-derived protein 4-like
Exons: 2
Coding region: 145-1977 (610 amino acids)
Source: RefSeq, a predicted model, not a curated record
ACACCGUUGAAGUUAUUUUUGUUAAUAUUUCGGCGCGAACGCAUCGUUCAUUCUCGCGCGUUCAUGUACCUUCCCCCCGCGCUCGUCAGUACCGCGUGAGCCACCGGCGACGUCACAGGUGCCCGCGGUUAGCCAAGGUGAAUAAUGGCUGCUAAUGACGAGCUUAUUGCUAGGUGGUUAGAAGAAGUUCCGUCAGAUGAAGAGGACCUGGUAAAUGGAGUUUUUAGUGAUGUUGAAGAUGAUGUUGGUGACGGCCACGUCCUAGAAGAAAUCAGCGGCUCCGAUUCUGAAAUUGAAGGUGAGGAAGAACCAAUUUUAACUAAUCUUCAAACUAGAAAUUCGCCUUCCGUAUCGUCUGUUCAAACCUCAUCAGACGAUGAUGUGCCACUGUUAGAGUUGAGGUCUCGUCCCAGAAAGAAGAAUUUUUUUGGCAAGAAUCGAUUUCGUUGGUCUUCUGAGCCUCCACAUUAUCGUUCCAGAACAUUACAACACAAUAUUGUACUGGAAAAAGAAGGUGUAAAGCCAGAGUACAGAACGGCUAUAAACGCUUCUUCUACUCCACUUGAUAUCUGGAGUAAAUUUUUUACUGAUGAUAUUUUGAAUAAAAUUGUACAACACACCAACCAAAAGAUUCGCGAAAUAAGACCGAAAUACAAUAAGCAAACUAAUGUUCAAGAUAUAGAUUUGAUAGAACUAAAAGCAUUCAUUGGAUUACUUUUCUACACUGCCAUAUUCAAAGAAAAUAGGGAACAUUAUACAUCAUGGUAUAAGACGGAUGGUAGCGGCAGAGAAAUAUACAGGUGUAUCAUGAGUAAAAGUCGUUUUGAAGUUUUACUAAACACUAUACGCUUUGAUGAUGCUACUACAAGAGCGGCACGGCGAGAAACUGACGCCUCUGCACCUAUUUCAGAGCUUUUUGACAGCUUCAUCAAACAGUGCCAAGCUGUUUACUCGAUUGGUAGCUACGCAUGUGUGGAUGAAAUGUUAUUAGCCUUUCGAGGACGGUGCCGAUUCAAGAUGUACAUGCCAAAGAAACCAGCCAAAUACGGCCUAAAAAUAUUAUGCAUUACAGAUGCAAGGACUGGUUACCUUCUCAAUGCAUAUAUCUACUUAGGUAAAGACUCUGAUGGCCUAAAUUUGCCUUCACAAUAUAACCGACUGAAGAAACCUACACAGGCAGUAAUGAGACUAAUUUCUCCAAUAGAAGGGUCUAACAGAAACGUAACCACAGAUAACUGGUUCACGUCCCUAGAGCUUGCGGAUUUACUAAAAGAGAAACAACUGACAUUAGUGGGCACUCUGAGAAAAAAUCAGCGAGAAAUACCAUCAGAAUUCUUGCCCUCUCGUUAUCGACACACUGAAUCUUGUCUGUUUGGAUUUACAAAAGAUGUCACAUUAGCAUCGUUUGUUCCCAAACCAAAUAAAGCGGUUAUAAUGCUCUCAAGUAUGCACCAUUCACCAGAGGUCGAUGACAGCACAAAGAAGCCAGAGAUUAUAUUAUUUUAUAAUAGCACUAAAUUUGGUGUAGAUUUGCUUGAUCAGAGAUGCUCAAACUAUUUUACGGCCCGUCGAACACGCCGAUGGCCUUUGGCCAUAUUUUAUAGGUUACUCGACGUGUCGACCUCGAAUGCCUAUGUUGUAAGCUUAUCAGCCCAAGCACAGAAGAAAGAAACCAGAUUCCACUUUAUCAAGAUGCUGGCAGAACAACUCACAAGACCUUACAUGGAAUGCAGAGUAAAAAGUAUUCAUAUUCAACGGGACCUCAAAUUUGCUCUCCGUCGGAUCCUGCAAAUCCAUGAAGCAGACACACCAGCUGUUGCAGGUGGUAGCUGUGAUAAGCUGGAAAUACGUAAGGUGUGUUCCACUUGUGACCCAAAGAAAAAACGCAAGACACAAUACCUGUGUUUCAAUUGUAAAGUUUCAAUAUGUCUCGAAUGCUCAAAUAAGCUGUGCAUUCACUGCCGCGAGAAUCGCUAA